AUGAAAAAGAAAGAACAAGAGUUGAGCGGCGCCUCCUUCUUCUUGGACGAUCUCCUAGGGCUUCUCUUCUCUUCUCUCUCUCUCACACGUGAACUCUUUGUAAUUUUACUGGACUCGAUCGGAUCUCUCUCUUCUUCAGCGGCUAAAAACAUGUAUAUAUGGGCGAAGUCGCGUAGGGUUUUCUUCAUGCCGGAAAAGGAAAGUUUCCAUGCGAGCCUUCUUCUCCACGUCGUGUAUGGGCCGACAUUGUACCAAGGAAAGCUCCAAACAUUAGCCAGGCCUCUUCUCUAUUCGAUCAAGGCCUUUGGCGCUGCUGCUCGGGCCAUUAGACACUCCAAAUCCUCCAUGGGCUUCGUUUACUCGCUUACCGGACAUGUCUCGGUGUAUGCGAACUCGAUCGAGUCGGUCAACAGAAGACUUGGUCGAGCUAGACUUCAACGGGUAGAAAGAGAAGUUCAGAGGACUCAGAGGGUACAAGAGGAACCUGAGGUGCUUGUUACUGAUACAAUGGAUGUACCAGAGGGGAAUGGAAACCCUUUGGGCAAUGGACUCGGUCGAGCUAGGCAAACUCGACCGAUUGGUCUAGGAGAUGCUCCAAACCGCCACCAACAGAGACAAGGGAUUGUUCCACCACCAGUGCAGAACCACAACUUUGAGAUCAAGCUGGGAAUGAUCAACCUUAUCAAUGGUGUCUCUGAAGAUGCCAUCAAGCUGAGACUCUUUCCUAUGUCUCUAGCUGACAAAGCUCACCAAUGGGAGAAGAGCUUGCCCCAUGGCACAAUCACCACUUGGGAUGAAUGCAAGAAGGCCUUUCUUGCUAAGUUUUUCUCCACCGGUCGCACAAUGAGACAUUUGAGUUGA
Messenger RNA from Microthlaspi erraticum, 861 nucleotides. NCBI's taxonomy places the organism in Eukaryota, Viridiplantae, Streptophyta, Magnoliopsida, Brassicales, Brassicaceae. The record is from the annotation of a GenBank genome assembly.